This is a messenger RNA of Exophiala aquamarina CBS 119918, 483 nucleotides long. RefSeq lists its product as uncharacterized. The record is from RefSeq and is a predicted model, not a curated record. Gene Ontology annotation, molecular function: oxidoreductase activity. Bases 1 to 483 code for a protein of 160 amino acids. The transcript is spliced from 3 exons. NCBI's taxonomy places the organism in Eukaryota, Fungi, Ascomycota, Eurotiomycetes, Chaetothyriales, Herpotrichiellaceae.
AUGGGGCUGGAUAAAUCGCCCAAAAAUCCCACUUUUGAGAUGCUGUCCGAGAAGGCAGGGGGGAAUCGACAGCCAUAUUACAAAAUCAUGUUCUUUUUGAACAAAAAACCUGAUAUCAGUGAUGAAGAUUUUCACAAACACUGGGAGAUGGUCCAUGCAGAUCUGACUGUGGCUACAAAAGCAUUUCGCGAUGUUUCUAUUCUGCGCUAUGUCCAGUAUCACCAAACGACCGAGAUCAAGACAGAGGCGAGUUCCCUCGGUUUGACGUGUCUGCCAUACGAUGGAUGCACCGAAAUGUAUGUGAAGGACUUGAAUGACUGGAAAUCGUUUACAGACAGUCCUGAGUUCAAAUCAGUAUUGGCAAGCGAUUCUAGGCGUUUUAUCGGUCAGGCAUCUGUAAUGGUUGGCUAUGAGAGCGUGAUAUAUGGCGAUGCCAUUCCUUCACUCGGUGGCAAAGAUGGGGUCUCAAGGAGUGACUUAUGA